Schistocerca piceifrons (Central American locust) is the source of this 2149-nucleotide messenger RNA. RefSeq names its product RNA-binding region-containing protein 3-like. The transcript is spliced from 7 exons. The record is from RefSeq and is a predicted model, not a curated record. NCBI's taxonomy places the organism in Eukaryota, Metazoa, Arthropoda, Insecta, Orthoptera, Acrididae. The coding region runs from base 280 to 1674 and encodes 464 amino acids. Gene Ontology annotation, cellular component: U12-type spliceosomal complex. Gene Ontology annotation, biological process: mRNA splicing, via spliceosome. Gene Ontology annotation, molecular function: protein binding; U12 snRNA binding; pre-mRNA intronic binding.
AUUUGUGUACUGCUGUUGUGAUACACUGUUGAAAUACUGUUGUGGUUAGUGUAUUGUUUCUUGUGUGGCGUAAAGUAAACAAACAUACGAGUACGUGUGUACGCGGAGCAGUUGUUAGAGUUUAAUGUGACGUGAAUCAUGAACUGCGCAACUGAUUUUGACACCUCAGAAUUUGUAGACACGAAUUAAUUUUGCUACCUAGAUAUUUUCAUUAUGUCAUUCGUGUUUCUUAUAUUCAGGAUGUCAAAUGAGUAGCGACCCACUCACAAAACAGUGAAGAUGAUUCCCAGUAGUACACUUGUUGUCCGACAUUUACCAUCAGAUUUCACUGAUGAGGAAAAAGAAGACUUUCUCAAGCAUUUUGGAGCAAUCCAGGUGAAAUGCAUAAGUUCAAAAAUAAAGAAGAGUAAUCUUACAUUUGCCAGAUUCAAUUCAGAGAUAGAAGCAAAACAUGCUCUUCAGAGGCUUCAUCAGCUUGAUGUUUUGGGACAUCGGCUUACUGUUGAAUUUUCCCGGGAGGCUAAAGGGAGUGUACUUUCAAGUGAGAAAGUUCCAAUCAUUCAAGCAACAAAAGAGGAAAAAGAAAAUUCUCAGAAAUACUAUGAAGCAUUUCUUCACAAAUUAAAUUCAUGGAACUCAUCAGUCAACUUCCUGCAGCCACCACCGGCACAUUUAAGGUAUCAGUACCCACCUCCUACUGUUGCAAUACUCACAAACAUUUCGCGGGCUCUUGCAUCUGUGCCAAAAUUCUACACUCAGGUGCUGCACUUAAUGAACAAAAUGAAUCUACCAUCGCCUUUUGAAAAUAUAUUUCCUGAAGCAGGCGUAUCUUGUAACUUAAAGGACGUAUUUCCUGAAACUAACGAGGGCACUCGCCAUACGACAGAUAUUGUGGAAGAAGAAGAUAUACAGUCAUCAGAGGACGAGUCUGAGAUAGAAAGUGAUCUGGAAAACCAAAUGCCGAGAGAGAUUGUACCAAUGAAACGAAAGUCUUCACAAAACAAGAAGAUAGUUAAAAGACCUAAAUUUGUGAAGCCCUUACCUGCUGCUCCAAGUACAUUAAAACCAACUCAUAAACCAGAGGAAGUUUUUGAAAAACCUCCAUGUGAAAUGACUGUAAAAAAAAUUGAGUUGCCAGCAAAACUCAUUCCUGCAUCUGCAGAAAAAACAGAUGAUGUGCAGGCUGCAGCCCAAAAUAUAGAAGCAGAAGCUCAUGGAAGUUUUGGUCUUAUGUUCCCUGAGAACAAACCCGUUUCAGAUGAAACCAAAGAGGAAAGUGAAAAGAAUGAGGAUGACAGCAGUAUUAUUACAGCUGAAGAAUUGGCAGCCAACCGUAUUUCAUCCCGAGAUCAAAAGCAUUUGCCAGUGUUCAAGAAUUACCAACCUGGAAUUCCUUCCUGUCGCCUGUACAUAAAAAAUAUAGCCAAGCAAGUAACAGAGAGAGAGUUACAUUAUAUAUAUAGAAGAUACAAUGAACCCGAUUCUGAAGAGCAGGGAAACAUGUUCGACAUACGUUUAAUGAAGGAAGGUCGAAUGAAGGGACAAGCUUUCGUCACAUUACCAAGUAUGAAGCAAGCUCAGUUAGCACUGAAAGAGACAAAUGGUUACAUACUCAAGGAUAAACCUUUGGUUGUGCAGUUUGCUAGGUCAGCAAUAGCAAAAGAUAAAAUGUAGAAUAAUACACCAUUUGAGUUCAUUCAUCCGUGUUAUGUUUCAGAUGUGGCACUCACAUACAUUUCUAGCAUUGGAGAUAAUGAAGACAGAAGAAGCAAAAGAUGCAGCAGAAACUUCCCUGAUAUGUAAUAGAAAUUUCUUUUUGUACUGUUAUAUAAAUAUCUGGUUCUGGAUUUGCUUCCUAAUGAACAAAGAGAAUUUAUGAAAUAAAUCAAAUAAUCUGUAAGAAGACCAACAUGUGAAGUUAUAAGAGAAAGAGAUGAAUAAAUAUGCAAGUGCUUCUAUAAAGGACAUAAAGCAUACCUAUAUUCACAAAAUGUUGCUAGUGUUUGACUUUUCAGACUAUUAUGGAAAGCCUCAUAACAUCCUUUUGUACAUUAUACAGUGUUUCCUUCUUUUAUAAUUCUGUCUCCACCUGUUUGAACUUUAUUUACAUAUACUGAUGUGCAGUUGUAUCUUAAACAUAUUUUCAAGA